AUGUUGUACGAGCAGGAUGCCAGCAAAGUGGUCAAUCGUCUAUCUAAAGGCAUCAAGCCUCUCAACUAUAAUCUCAACAUCUUCAACAUAGAAUUUGGGGGAGAGUGGCUGUACGAAGGGCUGGUGGUAAUCGAUGCUGAGGCUUCUGUUCCUACGGACCGAAUCAUUAUCAAUGCCAGCCAGAUCGAAAUAUCUCGCCCUGAAGUUUCAUUCGACCGCAAUGGAUCCUCCUUAACAUAUUCCGCCACUUCGGUUACCUUCAACGAAAAUGACCAAGUGUGUAUAUCGUUUCCGGACACUGUCCCGAAGGGAUACUUGCAGUUGAAGAUUUCAUUCAAAGGAAGAAUCACCCAUUCAAUGAGUGGCUUUUGUCGUGCUAGAUACGAACCUCAAUCGGACCCUAACGCGGCUUGUGUCAAGGUUGGAAAGUAUCACCAUCAAUUAACAACUGACUUUGAGCCCUGCCAUGCAAGAAAGGCCUUCCCUUGUUUUGACGAGCCUCACCUCAAAGCGACAUUUGAGCUUGAGUUGGAGAUCCCGGCAGAAUUGACAGCACUAAGCAACAUGCCAGAAAAGUCGUUUCGCAUCCUAGGCGGACCCAAGAGCAGCCUGAAGGCUGUGCGUUUUGAGAAGACACCAGUCAUGAGUACAUAUCUAUUGUGCUGGGCAGUGGGCGAUUUUGAGUAUAUAGAAGCAUUUACAGAAAGAGAGCAUGAGGGGAGAAGAAUACCAGUUAGGAUCUAUACUACCAAGGGUCUAACACAAUAUGCGCAAUUCGCGUUGCGAGAUGCUUGCAACACCCUCGACUUCUUCAGCGAGAGCUUUGGGGUUGACUAUCCACUGCCGAAAUGCGAUCACCUGGUUGUGCACGAGUUUAUCUCUGGCGCCAUGGAGAAUUGGGGCUUGAUCACUUACAAACCAACCAAGAUACUUUUUGAUUCAUCGACUUCAGACAAUAGGCUUAUGUCCAAAGCUUCAUAUGUCGUUGCGCACGAGUUGGCCCAUCAGUGGUUCGGCAAUCUGGUCACCAUGAGCGGCUGGAACGAACUCUGGUUGAAUGAAGGUUUUGCAACAUGGGCAGGCUACCUUGCAGUGGAUUAUCUUCAUCCUAAGUGGAAUAUCUGGGGUCAAUUUGUGGAUGAAGCUUUGGAAGAAGCAUUCGCUCUGGACUCACUGGACUCUUCACAUCCAAUAGAGUCACAUGUCGAGCACGACGCUCAGGCACACCAAAUGUUCGAUAGCAUCACUUACUGCAAGGGCAGUGCUAUCAUCCGCAUGCUAGCUGGCCACGUUGGUCAGGAUGUCUUCCUGAAAGGCAUUGCUACUUACCUGAAAAGCCGCUCAUACCAGAAUGCUACUUCAAAUGACCUCUGGCAAGCCCUAUCUAAAGCAUCUGGAAUAGAUGUUGCAGCUAUCAUGGAUCCGUGGAUCCAUGAAGCAGGAUUUCCGAUUGUCACUGCUGUGUUGACUUCGGACGAACUUCAAUUGAAGCAACAACCAUUUCCCAGACACACUACACAGCAUCAAAAGACAUGUUGGCACGUUCCACUUGGACUAGAAAGGACAUCUCCCACGAGGGCAGAUAGCAUCCUGGCUGCAGAGUCGGGUAGUGUCAAGCAGGUUUCUUCUUUGCUGAAACUCAAUAAAGACCAUGCCGGCUUCUAUCGAACCGAGUACCCAUAUGGCUACUUUAUAUCGUUUACCCAAUUGCCAUCAAAGCUGUCGCCGGCCGACAAAGUGGGAAUCGUCACUGAUAUGGCGUCGUUGGUGUUCGCUGGUGUGAAGUCUACGGGUGAGCUAUUGUCCCUGCUAGCCAGCUUUUGGCAGGAGGAAGACUGUUUUCUCUGGUCGCAGAUAAGAAAGUCUGCCACUAUGGUUCUUUCAUCCAUUUCCGAUGACCCACAAGUUGCCAAAGGACUUAAGACUUACAUUCGCCAACUUAUGGGACCUGUCGAGUCUAGAAUCACCUGGACCGGCUCAGCCGACAACUAUGUCGACGGCGAGCUGGAGAAGAAUUUGAUCCAGCUUGCGGCUAUAGCCGACAACGAGGAUGUCCUUGCCGAGAUCAAGCGGCGAUUUUCGCGCUGGAAGGAUGGCGAUAAAGGCCUUGUCAACCGGAAUCUCCAAGCUCCUAUCUUCGGCAUCUCGGUUGCGAGGGGCGGAGAAGAAGAAUACCAUGCGAUCAAAACCGAAUAUUCUAGAAACCAUACUAUUGAUGGACGCGAGAUCUGCAUCGCCGCUAUGGGAAGAACGAAACUUCCAGCCAUGGCCCGAGACUUUCUGGACUUUACAUUCUUAUCCGAUGACCACGUCACGCUACAAAACAUUCACUUCGUUGGGAUGGCCUUGGGUAACGGACCCUGCGUUGAGGUCCUGUGGGAAUAUAUAAAAGAGAACUGGGAUAGAGUCUACGAGAGACUCCGAAUCAACAGCGUUGCUUUUGAGUGGUUCAUUGACAACGCUCUCCGCAACCUCGACAACCUAGAGGCGGCACAAGUGUCACGAACCCACCGUUGUCCCCAAGUACUCUACGCCCUCCACCCGAAUCGGGUGGACGGUAUAGAAAGAAAAGGAAAGGAUAAGGCAAAGGACGGUUGA
Molecule: messenger RNA, 2598 nt
Organism: Cladophialophora psammophila CBS 110553
Lineage: Eukaryota; Fungi; Ascomycota; Eurotiomycetes; Chaetothyriales; Herpotrichiellaceae
Exons: 6
Coding region: 1-2598 (865 amino acids)
Biological process (GO): proteolysis; peptide catabolic process
Cellular component (GO): cytoplasm
Molecular function (GO): peptide binding; zinc ion binding; metalloaminopeptidase activity
Source: RefSeq, a predicted model, not a curated record